Messenger RNA from Silurus meridionalis, 1945 nucleotides. RefSeq names its product spermatogenesis-associated protein 48. Bases 92 to 1258 code for a protein of 388 amino acids. The record is from RefSeq and is a predicted model, not a curated record. NCBI's taxonomy places the organism in Eukaryota, Metazoa, Chordata, Actinopteri, Siluriformes, Siluridae. The transcript is spliced from 9 exons.
AGCUAUGUUUGAACAUAAUUUAUCAUGUUGAGUUUUAUUACUGCUUAGCAGGAGGCAUGUGGUGUAGAUUGUUUGCUUUUGGACGGUCUCUAUGCAACAAACGACGCGGUGUUGUAUCAGUGACAUUAGAGCAGUAGUUUCCCUCUGUCAGAUUCUCAGAGAAACACACGGAAAAAGCAAUAGAUUCUGCAGAAUGGGGCUCCAGAACCGCGUUGAGACGUGCAGGAUGUUAUGCAGACACAUGAAUGUUCCGUAUGAAAGCGGGCGCCAUGACACGAGAAGAGACAGCGGUGCCUUCCAGCCUCAGUUCUGUCCACCGCGGGCCCCUCUGAGGGAGGAUGAGCCGCUCACGGUGUCCUAUUCCGGGCGCCUGAGCGCCGCCGCCCGCGCCGACCUGAGCCUCAAAGCCGGAGACGCAUUCACACGUAGAGUGUGUUUUGCUCCUGAUUUCCGACCUCACACUCCAUCACCCAGGACUUCAGCAGUGACGACUGUAACAUCCGAUCACAAGCCCUGGGACUCCAAAGUCAAAAAAAUAUUGCCACCAAAUCCCCAAAACAUCCACAGCAGCAGGGAGAAACAUGAUCCUGUUUCCACCAGGCUUUUGGAAUUCAAAGAUCUGAAGAGGGUUGCAUGCACCUCUCCUCCACCUGAAUCUAUGGACAAGGUGUUGCGAAAUAACUACACAUCAGAAACUCGAAGAAGUUUUAAGGCUCCAGACUGGGACUCUAACUUGUCUCCUGGUCUCAAGCCACCACUGAGUACUCUGGAGAAAAUGGCAGACCCUGUGAGCCAGCACUUCACUUUAAAGAGAUAUCAUAGCAGGCCUGAAUUAUGGCAGACUGUUGGACCUCAGUGGAAUAAACAUCAGAUUCGUGCCUCAUAUAAUGUGAAGAAGCCCUUCAGUUUCACUAGCCCAUGUACAAAAUCAGGACAAAUUCCUUUAUAUAGUGGUGUAAUUGGCUCUGAGAACAUGGACAAUAUUGACAUCCCUGAGAAAGACUUCAUCCCACUGACUUUACUGCGUACCGUUAUACCCCCCGACACUCCCACAGCCCAGUAUCCUUCCCACUAUUCCUGGUUACACUGGAAAAACUCUGCACAACAGACCACACACCUCAGCCACCAGCCAACCUACUUCAAUGCUUACUCAUCAGGUUACAGGGUGCAGUUCAGCAUCAUCAUGCUAUGGUCGGAAGGCCCCUCUGUCCAGAAUGGUCCUCACUGUCCCACCACACAAUCCCUUCCUUCAACCUAAAGCUCAGUAAAUAGUCUCAAUGCACUAGAAAUAAAACGAGAAAUAAAAAUAUGUGGCUUUUCAUGAAAUCCAGUCUGUAUUUGUGAAUAGAACUUUAAUGAUGUGAUUGCACAGACUGGUUUAGAGUAAUGAGAUGCCUCAUUAGCAUAAUUUCCUUUGAUUCAGUUGAGACGUUUUGUGAAUAUGGAGGAAUAUUUCAUUUGUUGCACUUUCCUGUGUGUGUGCGGUGUGUGCAUCAAAGUGUGAUGCCUGCAUAUUGUUCUCAGAAGUCCUUUUUACAUAAAAUGACUUCCUCAGAGAAUUUACUCAAUCAUUCGCAAUAACUUAGAGUUGCAACAAUGCUACUAAACUUUGCUACUAAACUCAGGUGCUUAUGUAGCGGUAUGUAAACUAUGAAGAAAUAUCUGCUGUUUCUGAACUACUCUACACCCCAAGAACUGUGGUUGGAGAAUAAAAGAAAAAAGGCAAUGUCGCUUCACCUGUUGACAGGAAAUAGGAACGUGCUGGUUUCCUGUCUCUCCCCCCCUGUAACCUUCAUUUUCUGUGCAACAAACCCCUCAGGAUUUCGCUCAGUUAGCUCACCCAAACAUGUCUUACACUAUAGGAUGAUUUCCCUUUACAGAAAGUUUUCUUUUAUUAAUAAAUUAUAUGUAUAUGUAUGAGAAGGAACUACAGUUUUGAAGAACA